Molecule: messenger RNA, 1180 nt
Organism: Polistes dominula (European paper wasp)
Lineage: Eukaryota; Metazoa; Arthropoda; Insecta; Hymenoptera; Vespidae
Gene: Sld5
Product: DNA replication complex GINS protein SLD5
Biological process (GO): double-strand break repair via break-induced replication; DNA-templated DNA replication
Cellular component (GO): GINS complex
Source: RefSeq, a predicted model, not a curated record
AGUACUUAUUAAGUUAGAAGGAAUUAAAGAAUACCUUGGGGCACCUUCAAUGUCGCACACAGAAACCUUACAAGGGUACAACAAGAAUAAAACACAAAAGACUGAAGUAUAUACUUCUUCGAUUUCUUCCGCGCGCAAUCGGAAAAAUCGAAAAAAUCGAAAAAAUCGAAAAAAUCGAUAAAUCGAUCCUUAAUCGUGUUUCGAGUUUCGAAACAGGAAAAAUAAAUUAAAUACCAAACGUUAUUUGAUUGUCACGGGUAAAUCUGUUUGUUAAAGUUUAAUUAAGUGUUAUAUCAAAUUAUUAGUGAUAAUAUUUAAUAAAAUUUACAUUUGUGAAAUCAUCGAUUGAAGAAAUAAUAUAGUGUUAAAAUAUAAUGGAAGAUAUUGAGGAAGAAAAUGGUGCCGGGUUAGGAAACGAAAUAGAAGAGGUUUUAACGGCAGAAAAUGCACUGGAAGCUAUUGAAAAUGCAUGGCUUAAUGAAAAAUUUUCUCCAGAAAUUCUUCCGCAUAAAUUUGAUCUUGUGGAUUGCAUGUUGCAACAGAUAAGUCAUAUGGAAGAAAACGUGAAGAGGUUAGAAAGGGAUGAUCUUCGUUUGUGGAUUCAUAAAAUGGAACUCGAGAGGAUACGUUUCCUUAUUUCUAGUUAUUUAAGAAUGCGUUUGGACAAAAUAGAAAGAUAUACUAUUCAUAUAUUGUCAGAGGAAGCUGCCAGACAACCAGAAGAAGCUUACUUAACCCCAAAUGAAGUACGCUUUGCUAAAGAAUAUUUGGGUAGCGUUGAAAAUCUUUUCAAAACGGUUGCUUUGCAACACAUGCCUGCUAGUUUUCAAGCAUUUGAAAUAGAAAAAGUUAGCACCAAACCAAAUAUGCAAACUCAUGUAUUUUUAAGAGCCAAUGAAAGAAUAACUGGUAUUAUUUUACCCGGUGUAACAGAUGAAGAAAUAGAUUUGGAAGCUGGUUCUCAACACAUUAUACAAUAUAAUCUUAUCGCUGAUUUAGUUAAAAGUGGUGCAGUACAAUUAAUAUGAAUAAAUUACUCGUAAAUUAUUUAUAUAUUGGACGUUCAAGAGUAAUAUGAUCAUCUUAUUUAUAACGAUCGACAUUAGCCGUAGCUUCAUCGAGAAUUAGAAUUUUAUUAUUUUCUAUAAUAGCACGCGCUAGACAAAGCAAUUGUCUUUGU